AUGAUUCGCGGCAUUGGAGUAGAUAUUAUCUGUACAAGUCGUAUUAUUAAGAUUUUUGAAAGAAGAAAAACGUUUGUAGAAAGGUUCUGCAAAAGAAUAUUAAGAAUAGAUGAGCAGGAUACGAGACCAGAUUUGAAUGACAAAAAUAAACUUAUUUUUUGGAUUUCUGUAAGAUGGGCUGCAAAGGAAGCAGCUUUUAAAGCAGUAAAUUUUGAACAAAAAUUAAGAUGGAAAGAUAUUCAGAUAUGCAAAUAUAAAAACAACCAGCCCUAUAUUCAGUUAUGGAGUCAGGGAAAACAAACAGAACAAAUGAAAUUGUCGAUUAGUCAUGAUGGAAAGUAUAUUAUUGCAUUUGUUGCAUGGUAA
Messenger RNA from Pneumocystis jirovecii RU7, 366 nucleotides. Its product is annotated as holo-[acyl-carrier-protein] synthase. Gene Ontology annotation, molecular function: holo-[acyl-carrier-protein] synthase activity; magnesium ion binding. The coding region runs from base 1 to 366 and encodes 121 amino acids. Gene Ontology annotation, biological process: fatty acid biosynthetic process. The record is from RefSeq and is a predicted model, not a curated record. Lineage: Eukaryota; Fungi; Ascomycota; Pneumocystomycetes; Pneumocystales; Pneumocystaceae. The transcript has 3 exons.